Molecule: messenger RNA, 506 nt
Organism: Cornus florida
Lineage: Eukaryota; Viridiplantae; Streptophyta; Magnoliopsida; Cornales; Cornaceae
Product: 10 kDa chaperonin, mitochondrial
Exons: 3
Coding region: 75-368 (97 amino acids)
Cellular component (GO): mitochondrial matrix
Molecular function (GO): metal ion binding; protein-folding chaperone binding; protein folding chaperone
Source: RefSeq, a predicted model, not a curated record
AACUUCAACUAACAUCUUCAAUUUUCAAAACCCUAUUUCUCUGAGCAGAAGAGGCACACCGUAGGAGAGAGAAAAUGGCGAAGCGUCUGGUCCCAACCCUCAACAGAGUUCUUGUGGAGAAGAUAGUCCCUCCGUCCAAGACCACCGCCGGUAUUCUUCUCCCCGAGAAGUCCACCAAGCUGAACUCAGCGAAAGUGGUGGCGGUGGGACCAGGAGCGCCUGAUAAAUCCGGAAAUACGAUUCCGGUGGCUGUCAAGGAAGGCGACACUGUUCUCUUGCCUGAUUACGGCGGUACCCAAGUUACCCUCGGUGACAAAGAGUUUCACUUGUACAGGGAUGAGGACAUUUUGGGUACUCUUCAUGAUUGAUUAAAUGGCCAAAUGAGAUUGAUUUUGGAGGACUGUGUUUGGUUUAUUUAGUUUUUCGGAAUGUAACUGAUUAGUGAUGAUCUGUGUUACUCUGAAUUGGAAUUUGUCUAAUGAAGAAACUUUAUUUCCUUAUGUAUA